Molecule: messenger RNA, 205 nt
Organism: Funneliformis caledonium
Lineage: Eukaryota; Fungi; Glomeromycota; Glomeromycetes; Glomerales; Glomeraceae
Source: the annotation of a GenBank genome assembly
AUGAAUUCUGAAUCCAAACUUCUAAUUCAAGUCAAUAAUCUACUUAUUAAUAAUCAUACUAAAGAUAAACCUUCUGAAUAUGUAAGAAUUAAAUUAGCUGUUGAGAUGUUAAAGGAAAAUAACCAAAAUAAAAGGUCACGAAAGCAAUGUCAAAAUUGUAAAGAAACUUCUGGUCAUAAUUCAUGUAGUUGUCCUUAUCCUUGUG